AUGUUUUUAAUCAUUGCGACAAUUUGGUUAUCGCAUAUUUGUCAUAGCAUUGCGACAAAAUUAGUACGAAUUGAACGACGAAUUCAUUUUGGAAAGAAUAGUAAAAAUAAUGCAAUUAAUUUUCGUAUCCCAGAAUAUUUUGAUCUUAAAGGUGAAAAACUUAAUUCAUUAAUGGAAAUGAUUAAAGAACGUACCAAUAUGUUACAACAAAAUGAGUUAAAAAGAAAUGAAAUACAUAAACGUUGUUUGUGGAUAAUUGGAGUAAUACUUCCGGCAUAUGCCUUAGCAUCAAUUAUUUGGAUUACUGCAAAUAUUAUCUUUUACAAAAGGCAAAAAGAAAAAUUAAAAAAUGGUGGUAAAGACAAUAUAUUUAAUCGAAAUCAAGAAAGACAACGUUUGUUGGAGCGAUAUAAUCAAAUUCCAUCAGUUGUUAAUUCACAAUUUGUUAAACAAACAACGUUACCUGUGACUGAAUUUAAUGAUGAAAGUAACGUUGAAACCGUGAAUUCCACGUUUGAAGCUAAUCGUGCACGUGUUGAAGCAAUAUUAAAACGUAACAAUGAACCACAAUUUAUGAGGAGAAUUUAA
Brugia pahangi is the source of this 588-nucleotide messenger RNA. NCBI's taxonomy places the organism in Eukaryota, Metazoa, Nematoda, Chromadorea, Rhabditida, Onchocercidae. The record is from the annotation of a GenBank genome assembly.